Messenger RNA from Lichtheimia ornata, 342 nucleotides. RefSeq lists its product as uncharacterized. The transcript is spliced from 3 exons. The record is from RefSeq and is a predicted model, not a curated record. NCBI's taxonomy places the organism in Eukaryota, Fungi, Mucoromycota, Mucoromycetes, Mucorales, Lichtheimiaceae. The coding region runs from base 1 to 342 and encodes 113 amino acids.
AUGGUUGUGGAUGUCAAGGAUACCGUUUCCAUGGUUUUGGAAAUCAGCUACCUACAAGUCGUCUCUGCAUCGGUGGAUCUUCGAAGCAAUGUUUUUAUUGGUGCCAUGGCGGAUCUCAUUCUCCUCAAGUACUUCAUCGUUGGCAGCUAUGAUUCAUAUGCGACAGUGUGGUCAGCCCUAUCAUGGCCCUAUCAAUUGCAUUUGAGGAUUACUGCCUUAGCCGUUGGAAGUCAGACUGUCACUCGACCGAACAUGUUGGCUCGAGCAGCACCUUUAUUAGACGAUGCCAUAGAAGACGCAAUGGCAUCCCCCGUUAUCCGGCGUGGUGCACCGGAGGGGUGA